AUGCCGUGUGUCAGCCGCUUUCUGUAUUACGGCGGGGCGGAGGUGGUGGAUCAGAUCGAGUUGUUGUGUCAGAAGAGGGCUCUGGAGGCGUUUGACCUCGACCCGGCACUGUGGGGCGUCAAUGUUCAGCCGUACUCCGGAUCUCCGACUAACUUCGCCGCUUACACAGCCGUCCUAAACCCUCAUGAGCGCAUCAUGGGUCUGGACCUGCCUGACGGCGGACAUCUCACUCAUGGCUACAUGUCUGACGUCAAGCGGAUCUCAGCCACCUCCAUCUACUUCGAGUCGAUGCCCUACAAACUCAACGUAAGUCCACAUCACGUCUGACCCUCAGUGUUUCUAUGGGUGUUUUUGGCUUUAUUUCUAACCAUAGUGACACUAAAUAUUAAAAGCCUAAUAAAGAGUCGACCUCUCUUUAUUACUCUGGUCUCUGUCUCCGAGCAGCUGUGCACCGAGCUGAACGCGUACAUGCUGGCGGACAUGGCUCACAUCAGCGGACUGGUGGCAGGCAAAGCUAUUCCCUCGCCGUUCCAACACGCCGACCUCGUCACCACAACCACACACAAAUCACUGCGAGGAUCCAGGGCGGGGCUUAUAUUCUACCGGAAGGGCGUUCGCUCGCUGGAUAAGAAGGGCAAAGAGGUCAUGUACGAUCUGGAGGAGAAGGUCAACUUCUCUGUGUUCCCUUCACUUCAAGGCGGCCCGCACAAUCACGCCAUCGCCGGCGUCGCUGUGGCUCUCAAACAGGCCGCGACGCCCAUGUUUCGUGAAUACAUCGCUCAGGUUCUGAAGAACUCCAAGGCCAUGGCCGAGGCGCUGCUGAAGAAGGGCUACACGCUGGUCUCGGGAGGAACUGAUAAUCAUCUGGUUCUGGUGGACCUGAGGCCUCAGGGGAUGGACGGAGCGCGGGCCGAGCGGGUUCUGGAGCUGGUGUCCAUCACAGCCAACAAGAACACCUGCCCUGGAGACAAGAGCGCACUGACCCCCGGCGGCCUGAGACUCGGAUCCCCUGCUCUCACGUCCCGUCAGUUCAAGGAGUCGGACUUCCAGCAGGUGGUGGAUUUCAUGGAUCAGGGCAUCAAGAUUGCUCUGGACGUCAAGAAGAAGACCAAAAAGCUGUCAGAUUUCAAGAGUUUUCUGCUUGAGGACUCGGAGACGGCGUCUCGUAUCGCUGAUCUGCGUCAAAGCGUGGAAGCGUUCGCUCGUCCGUUCCCCAUGCCUGGAUUCCACGACCAUUAAAGCAGCAGCGAACGAACGCGUUAUUUCUUUUCUUUAGCUUUAAGAUCAGUCACUACAUUAUUAAUCAUUUACUGAAACUAAAAGUCUUAAAACGAGCAGUGGUGCACGAAGCUACCAACAUGAGUUGAAAUGAUUUAUUCCUCAUGUGUGAUCCUUUUAUGACAUCCAGGACUCGAGUAACAUCUAUAUCUUCCGUUUCGAGUGAGGAACAACCGUUUCUAACAGACUAAUGAUGCUAAAUGUUUACAGACUGCGAUUUCCGUUCGGAGCCGUUUUUCUGCUGGAGUCUCGGUAGUUUGAGUUCUUCUUCUCUUUUGAUAAUCGAAGCUGUUUUGUAAAUGUACAGUAGUGUGUGUAAAGACUUUAACUGCAUUGUUGGAGUUUGUAUUGGCUCAGUGAUUUCUGAGCGUUUACGGAGCGCACACACACACUCAUACAAACACACACACACUCACUCAUACAAACACACACACUCAUAUAAA
Messenger RNA from Sinocyclocheilus rhinocerous, 1721 nucleotides. RefSeq names its product serine hydroxymethyltransferase, mitochondrial. NCBI's taxonomy places the organism in Eukaryota, Metazoa, Chordata, Actinopteri, Cypriniformes, Cyprinidae. The transcript is spliced from 9 exons. Gene Ontology annotation, cellular component: cytoplasm; mitochondrion. The record is from RefSeq and is a predicted model, not a curated record. Gene Ontology annotation, biological process: tetrahydrofolate interconversion. Gene Ontology annotation, molecular function: glycine hydroxymethyltransferase activity; pyridoxal phosphate binding.